AUGUGUUCACCAUUAUGCAAUGACGUCAACAUUAUUCAAGUACAUAGUGGUGUAGUUCACACCACGAUUUCUUCUCCUCAACUUGGCACGGCAGCGAAGUUCGCUAUCCUUGCCGGCAGCACAGUGAGUAAUGCGGGCCUUAAUACACUAGUCACAGGUGACAUUGGUAAUAGUCCAGGUGGGGCAUUUACUGGUUUCAGUAAUAAAAGUUUCAUUGGUACAGUAUCGCUGGGGCUAGGUACGAAUGCUACGCAAGCUAAAACAGACUUGGCUCUAGCUGUCCGUCAAGCAGUAGAAGCACCGCAAUCUGCAUCCUUGACUGGUGUUGAUCUAGGUGGUCUUACACUGCAACCUGGUAUGUAUAAAUUUGCCAGUACAGCAUCAAUAGCUGCACCCAGUGCUCAGUUGACAUUAAGUGGUUCGGGAGUGUUCAUAUUUCAAAUU
Molecule: messenger RNA, 444 nt
Organism: Didymodactylos carnosus
Lineage: Eukaryota; Metazoa; Rotifera; Eurotatoria; Philodinida; Philodinidae
Source: the annotation of a GenBank genome assembly